Pongo pygmaeus (Bornean orangutan) is the source of this 1639-nucleotide messenger RNA. RefSeq names its product abhydrolase domain containing 1 (gene ABHD1). The record is from RefSeq and is a predicted model, not a curated record. Lineage: Eukaryota; Metazoa; Chordata; Mammalia; Primates; Hominidae. Gene Ontology annotation, biological process: medium-chain fatty acid biosynthetic process; medium-chain fatty acid catabolic process. Gene Ontology annotation, molecular function: acetylesterase activity; monoacylglycerol lipase activity. The transcript has 9 exons.
CAAGAUGGCAGCUGAAGGAGGCUGCUUGUCUCGGGCUGCACAGCCAGGAACCGCGGAGGGGAAGCAGAAGGCGGGGGAGGGCGGGAGGCCAUUCGCAGGUCACUUGGGUUAGAUCCGCGCGAGGCACUAGGCGCAGCCGCCCAGCCCCGCGACCAACUAGCGCCGCCUCUCGCCGCCCAGCCGUGGGCACCGGCGGUGGGCGGGGCCAGCAGCGCAAACGGCCGGCAGCUGGGACCGGACCUGCACAGGCUGCCUAUGGCGGGUGGCGGGUGGGCCCGCGAGUCACAGCCGGCCAACCGGGGCCAGCCAGGAGCCUGAGGGUCGGAAGCCCCCAACACAAGAUGCUGAGCUCCUUCCUGAGCCCCCAGAAUGGCACCUGGGCAGACACCUUCUCUCUGCCCUUGGCUCUUGCCGUUGCCCUCUACUUGGGCUACUACUGGGCAUGUGUGCUUCAGAGGCCUCGGCUGGUGGCUGGGCCACAGUUUCUGGCCUUCCUGGAGCAACACUGUUCCAUCACCACGGAGACUGUCUACCCAACGCUGUGGUAUUUUGAGGGGCAACUACAAAGCAUCUUCCAAGCCCUCCUGCAGUCUCAGCCCCUAGUCCUUUAUCAGAGUGACAUCCUCCAAACACCAGAUGGAGGCCAGCUCCUGCUAGACUGGGCCAAGCAGCCUAACAGCAGCCCCAAGCAACCUGACAGCAGCCAAGCCCCUGAUCCUACUACCCAGCCCAUUGUGCUGCUGCUUCCUGGCAUCACCGGCAGUAGCCAGGAGACAUACGUCUCGCACCUAGUUAACCAAGCUCUGAGGGAUGGCUACCAGGCUGUUGUGUUUAACAACCGGGGCUGCCGUGGGGAGGAACUGCAGACCCACAGGGCUUUUUGUGCCAGCAAUACUGAAGAUCUAGAGACAGUCGUGAACCACAUCAAGCACCGCUAUCCCCAAGCUCCACUGCUGGCCGCAGGCAUCUCUUUUGGAGGGAUACUGGUGCUGAAUCACCUGGCACAGGCCGGGCAGGCUGCAGGGCUGGUGGCAGCACUGACUCUGUCUGCAUGCUGGGAUUCCUUUGAGACCACUCGCUCCCUGGAAACCCCACUCAACUGACUGCUCUUCAAUCAGCCCCUCACUGCUGGGCUCUGCCAACUUGUGGAACGAAACAGAAAGGUGAUUGAAAAGGUGGUGGACAUAGACUUUGUGCUACAGGCCCGCACAAUCCGCCAGUUUGAUGAGCGCUACACGUCUGUGGCCUUUGGAUAUCAAAACUGUGUUACCUACUACAAAGCAGCAAGCCCUAGAACCAAGGUAGAUGCCAUCCGGAUCCCUGUGCUCUGUCUCAAUGCAGCAGAUGACCCCUUCUCCCCCCUUCCCAUACAGGCCGCCCAACACUCCCCCUACGUUGCGCUGCUCAUCACAGCCCGGGGUGGCCACAUCGGCUUCCUGGAAGGGCUGCUCCCAUGGCAGCACUGCUACAUGAGCCGCCUCUUGCAUCAGUACGCCAAAGCCAUCUUCCAGCACCCAGAGGGGCUGCCUGACCUCAGGGCUCUCUUACCUUCUGAGGACAGAAAUAGCUGACAAGAGUACCAUUUGGGGUCUCAGUUCACUCUUUCCUUGUUUAUUAAAUAUCAACUUUUCCUGCCUAA